Molecule: messenger RNA, 1480 nt
Organism: Penaeus chinensis
Lineage: Eukaryota; Metazoa; Arthropoda; Malacostraca; Decapoda; Penaeidae
Product: BTB/POZ domain-containing protein KCTD9-like
Exons: 10
Coding region: 75-1322 (415 amino acids)
Biological process (GO): protein homooligomerization; intracellular signal transduction
Molecular function (GO): protein binding
Source: RefSeq, a predicted model, not a curated record
GAAAUGUAAACAAGUCUUGUAUUUGUUGCAGAGAAUUUUCGCGUGAAUGGGAGCGUCCCGGUGAAGUUCUCGUGAUGAAGAGAGUCAUUCUCUUCAGGAAUGGGUCGGGAGUGGAUGGAAAGGUUCUCUUGGUAACGCAUUCACUAGAAGAAGUGUUGGCAGGAGCCUCUCAGAAAUUGGGAAUCAGAGCUACACACCUGUACACUCCACAAGGCGGACUUAUAGAUGACCUUAGGCUUAUCAGAGAUGAUGACAUCCUAUAUGUGUCUGAAGGCGAAGAUUUUGUACUUCCUCUGCAACCUUGCCCGGGUGUAAGACCUCCAGGUCAUGUGGGAACAACCCUCUCCCUGCAGUCAGUGGCUGGACCUUCUUUAACCUGUAGUGGGGUCUCCUCAACACAUGAUUGGGUCACCCUUAAUGUUGGAGGCAGGAUCUUCACCACCACAAGGGCUACACUUGUUACCAAAGAACCUAAUUCUAUGCUUGCAAAAAUGUUCAGUUGUGAAGACAAGCACCUGUUACCCAGCAACCGAGAUGCACAUGGAGCUUACCUCAUUGACAGAUCGUACACAUAUUUUGAACCGUUACUCAAUUUCCUGAGAAAUGGGACUUUAAUUCUUGAUCCAAGCAUAAACCCACAAGGUGUCUUGGAGGAGGCUCGCUUUUUUGGAAUAGAGUCGGCAGUUCCACACUUGGAGGCACUGACUUGUGCACAGGACGAAACUCCAGAUGUUGAGCCGCUCACCAGACACGAUGUUGUUAAAGCUUUAAUAUCAACGCAUCACAGAGAUGAGCUUAGGUUCCAAGGGGUCAAUCUCAAACGAGCUGACCUCUCCAAGCUUGACCUCAGAAAUAUUAACUUUAAGUUUGCAGACCUCUCACAGUGCAACCUGUCAGGGGCAAAUCUGAAUGGCUGCUGCCUGGAACGCGCCAAUCUGUGUGGGGCGAAUUUAGAGGGUGCGCAGCUACUUAAUGUCCGCCUCCUCUGUGCAAAUCUUGAGUCUGCAAAUCUCAGAUCUUGUAAUUUUGAGGAUCCUGCAGGAACUCGCUCAAACUGUGAAGGAGUAAAUCUCCGAGGAGCUGUGCUAGAGGGCAGCAUGUUGGCUGGUGUGAACCUGCGCGUUGCAACGUUGAAAAAUGCAAAUCUGAAGAAUUGUGAUUUGCGUGGUGCUGUCCUUGCUGGUGCUGACCUAGAGAAUUGUGACCUCUCUGGAAGUGAUCUACAGGAAGCAAACCUGCGUGGGGCAAACCUGAAGGACGCAGCUUUUGAGCUUAUGCUGACACCUUUGCACAUGUCUCAGACAAUGACCUGUGAUCUGUAACUAUGUGGGUCCGGCAGCUCCAGCUGACUUUCAACUGCCAGAUUGAUUAUGAGGAAGGGAAGCUGGUGUUGGGUACAAGCACUAUCCACUUUUUUUUUUACAUGCAAAUGGCUCCAGAAACAAGAACUGUUAUAUACCCCAUUCCUUGCCUUUAUGGA